GCUCCGGGACGCGGGACCGGCCCCCGCCGGCUGCCGGUGCCGUCCGUGCCGCCGAGCCAUGCGGGUGCGCGCCGCAUGCGGAGAGCGCGCUGCAGGGCGCCGCUAGGAGCCGAGCUCCGCCCGGCCCGGCCCGGCCCGGCUCGGCCCGGCUGUCCCCCUCGCCGCAUGGCAGCGCCGCGGGAGUGAGCGACCGCGGAGAAGGAAGGAAGCGUCCAAGGCACUUACCAAAAUGAGACAGUGACCGCCAGCACCUGGCUUGGUGUUCCCUUCACCGGAGCCUCCUGGAGCCAGAGCUCAGCCCAGCUGCAGCCAGAGGAGGAAGGAGGAGAAGCACAGCCUGAUCAGAGGUGCAACCAGCGUCGCCUGUUGGCCAGCAGUGGAUCCCUUUUGGAGCCAGUUGGAACCUAAAUCUAAUGCAAGGAAUGUUUACCCUUGCAGAAGUUGCAUCGCUCAAUGACAUCCAGCCAACCUAUCGUAUCCUGAAACCAUGGUGGGAUGUGUUUAUGGAUUAUCUAGCGGUUGUUAUGUUAAUGGUUGCCAUUUUUGCUGGAACCAUGCAGCUGACCAAAGACCAGGUGGUCUGCUUGCCAGUUUUGCAGUCUACUGUAAAUUCAAAAGCACAACCCAGCACAUCAGGGAAGGCUGACUUUACCACUGUUGAAACAACCACUGGUCAAGGAGAAGACGCGUCAAUGAGAACGGUUUCCUUUGAAAGUGCCCCUACUGUAACACCAGAUGUACCUCUGAGCAGAGUUACCUCUUCUCAGUAUCAACCCACUGAAUCAGGUCAGGAGCUGAAGAAGGAGCAGAAGGAUUCUUCAGGCCGUAAAACAAAUCUGGAUUUUCAGCAAUAUGUAUUUAUUAACCAGAUGUGCUAUCAUUUGGCUCUUCCUUGGUAUUCAAAGUAUUUUCCCUAUCUUGUUCUCAUCCAUACCAUUAUUUUAAUAGUCAGUAGCAAUUUUUGGUUCAAGUAUCCCAAGACCUGCUCAAAAAUUGAGCACUUUGUGUCUAUAUUAGGGAAGUGCUUUGAGUCCCCCUGGACUACAAAAGCACUGUCUGAAACAGCAUGUGAGGACUCUGAGGAGAACAAACAGAGGUUAACUGGUGCCCAGUCCCUGCCCAAGUAUGUUUCCACUAGCAGCGAUGAAGGAAGCCCAAGUGCCAGCACUCCCAUGAUAACGAAGUCUGGCUUCAAGUUUUCAGCUGACAAGCCGAUGAUCGAGGUCCCCAGUGUCACUAUUUUAGACAAGAAAGAUGGAGAACAAGCGAAAGCGCUCUUUGAGAAAGUCCGUAAGUUCCGGGCUCACGUGGAGGACAGCGAUCUGAUUUACAAGCUCUAUGUUGGCCAGACUAUCAUCAAGACUUUCAAGUUCAUAUUUAUUCUCUGCUAUACCGCGAACUUUGUCAACACCAUUAGUUUUGAACACAUCUGCAACCCCAAAGUGGAACACCUGAUUGGCUACACGCAGUUUGAAUGUACACACAAUAUGGCUUACAUGUUGAAGAAGCUGCUCAUCAGCUAUAUUUCUCUUAUUUGUGUCUAUGGUUUUAUCUGCCUCUACACGCUCUUCUGGCUGUUCCGAAUACCCUUAAAAGAAUAUUCUUUUGAAAAGGUCAGAGAAGAGAGUAGUUUCAGUGAUAUUCCUGAUGUGAAAAACGAUUUUGCAUUUCUUUUGCAUAUGGUAGAUCAGUACGACCAGCUGUAUUCUAAGCGAUUUGGUGUCUUUUUGUCAGAGGUAAGUGAGAACAAACUACGUGAAAUCAGUUUAAACCACGAAUGGACUUUUGAAAAGCUGCGGCAACACGUGUCCCGCAAUGCCCAGGAUAAGCAAGAGCUGCACCUUUUCAUGCUGUCGGGGGUCCCCGAUGCAGUCUUUGAUCUGACAGAUCUGGAUGUGUUAAAACUGGAGCUGAUUCCUGAAGCGAAAAUCCCAGCAAAAAUCUCCCAGAUGACAAAUCUUCAGGAGCUUCAUCUGUGCCACUGCCCUGCAAAGGUCGAGCAGACGGCCUUCAGCUUCCUCCGGGACCACUUGAGAUGCCUUUAUGUGAAGUUCACAGAUGUUGCAGAAAUUCCUGCGUGGGUGUAUUUGCUCAAAAACCUCCGUGAAUUGUACUUGAUAGGCAACUUGAACUCUGAAAACAAUAAAAUGAUAGGGCUUGAGUCUCUCAGAGAAUUGAGACACCUUAAAAUUCUCCAUGUGAAGAGCAAUUUGACCAAAAUUCCCCCCAAUAUCACAGAUGUGGCACCACAUUUAACAAAACUAGUCAUUCAUAAUGAUGGCACUAAGCUCGUGGUACUGAAUAGCCUUAAGAAAAUGAUGAAUGUUGCAGAGUUGGAACUGCAGAACUGUGAACUGGAGAGAAUUCCUCAUGCCAUCUUCAGCCUCUCUAACUUACAGGAACUGGAUUUAAAGUCAAACAGCAUACGCACAAUUGAAGAAAUCAUCAGUUUCCAGCACUUAAAAAGAUUGACUUGUUUAAAGCUGUGGCACAAUAAAAUAGUCAACAUUCCUUCCUCCAUUACCCAUGUAAAGAACUUGGAGUCUCUUUACCUCUCCAAUAACAAACUCGAAUCCUUACCAGCCGCAGUGUUCAGUUUACAGAAACUUAGGUGUUUAGAUGUAAGCUACAACUCAAUUACAGUGAUUCCAGUGGAAAUAGGUUUGCUUCAAAAUCUGCAGCAUUUUCACAUCACGGGAAACAAAGUCGACGUUUUGCCAAAACAGUUAUUUAAAUGUGUUAAGUUGAGGACUUUGAGUCUGGGACAAAACUGUAUUACCUCAAUCCCAGAUAAAGUUGGUCAACUGUUGCAGCUGACUCAUCUGGAACUGAAGGGAAACUGCAUAGACCGUCUGCCAGCCACACUGGGGCAGUGUCAGCUUCUCAGGAAAAGCGGGCUUGUCGUGGAAGAUCACCUCUUUGACACUUUGCCCUCGGAAGUUAAAGAGGUAUUGAACCAAGACACAAGCAUUCCCUUUGCUAAUGGGAUUUAAGCUGAGGUGAAAUGCUCGAGUAGCUGACUUCCAAACAGCAAAUGUUGAAAAGUAUGGCUGUUGUGAGACCAUGCAUUUUUAGAAAGCAGAAUUCCUUGGAAGGCAGGACUACUAGCAGGAUUGUAAGAGAUGUAACCGAGUGUUCAAUGUUUGCAGUGUUUUAAAAGAUUAUUUCCAAAUUUUUUGAGAGGAUAAAGAACCUUAAUAAUCUCAAUUCUUUUUUCCUUAAAUUGUUUGUAACUUGGAUGCUGCCGCUUUUGAAUGUUUACAAAUUUGCUUGCCUGCUUAAAGUAAAUGAUUAAAUUGA
This is a messenger RNA of Cygnus olor (mute swan), 3300 nucleotides long. It is a transcript of the gene LRRC8D, whose product is annotated as leucine rich repeat containing 8 VRAC subunit D. NCBI's taxonomy places the organism in Eukaryota, Metazoa, Chordata, Aves, Anseriformes, Anatidae. The transcript has 4 exons. Gene Ontology annotation, molecular function: protein binding. The coding region runs from base 414 to 2993 and encodes 859 amino acids. The record is from RefSeq and is a predicted model, not a curated record.